CAAUGAAACAUUGUGAAAAUAGAGAAAUUCUUCCAACCAAAUCAUGAAAACAAUUCUAAUCAGCAUUAUGUGAAGCUGAAAGUAUAUUUUUUGGGCAGUAUUUCAGUUAAUUACAGCAAUAAAAUGUCAUUUUUCAGAGCUUUGAGUAGGAAUCUGCCCUACAUAACACAACAAUUUGGAGCUUUACUUGGCAACACCAGUGCAUCUGUUAAAACAAUAUGUGGAAUAGUUUUGUUAAGUUACUGCUUAUCAUUUUCAGAUGAUGCAGUUCGAGUAAUUUCAGUAACACCUGGACUCUUAAUGCCACCGGGUUUCUGGCUGUGGACUGCUUUCACCUUUUGUUUUUUAGAAAUAUAUUUUUGGGAAGUUUUAGUUGAUAUAGUGACAGUGGGGCUGUGCGGUAAACUUAUAGAACCGUUAUGGGGACAGAUGGAAAUGCUUUCUUUCUUUGCCAUAGUCAAUUUUGGUGUGGCAGUUAUAACAACGAUAUUUUAUAUGGUCCUUUUUGCUUUUACAAGCAAUGAUGAGUUGCUUUUCGAAGUACACAUUCAUGGACUGGCCGGAUAUAUUGCCGGUGUAUCUGUGGCUGUAAAACAAAUUAUGCCUGAUCUUGUUAUUGUCAAAACACCUUUAGGAAAGCUCAGUAACAAAAAUAUUCCGCUGACUGUAUUUUUAAUUUCCUUAAUUUGUUGGUUGAUUGGUUUCUUAGAUGGAACUUAUCCAGUCAUGUUUUUGAGUGGAUUGAUUGUAAGUUGGGUAUACCUCAGAUUUUAUCAAAAACACAGUAAUGGGAGUCGUGGUGAUAUGGCAGAUUGUUUCACGUUUGCAAGCUUUUUGCCAAAUGUUAUUCAACCUCCAGUGGUGGUGAUUAGUAAUAGUAUUCACAGCAUUCUUGUGAAACUUGGAGUAUGUCGAAAAGUUGUUAGAAGAUUUGAUAUUGCAAAUCCAACUGGAGUUAUGAUAGUACCUGGCAAUGAUCAACAUGAUGCGGAAAGAAGAAGGCAAAUCGCAUUGAAGGCUCUGAGUGAACGCCUAUCAAAACACCAACAAGACAAGCAGCCACUUCUACCAAAGACCACAAGAGAUCUUAAGCCCAAUGCACUUUCUAAAUCUCCAAGCCAGCCCCCAGCUUCAUCACAUCACUCUGCAUCAACAUCGCCUCGAUCAACCCAACAAACAGAACAGAAUACUGAAGAGGUUUCAAUCAAUGUUGGAGCAUCAACUUCAUUCACCCCUACGACUUCUACAACUUUGUAAAUAUUCGUGAUUACAAAAUAAAAAACCAGAAGAAUUGAUAUUUGUAAAUUAUUACGGAUCACUGAUUUAUGUAUAGAAGCAAUGAGCAUUAUUUAUAUUAUAUUUUGUAAUAUAUCAUAGGUAACAAUUUUAUUAAAACUGAUGUUAAUUUGUA
Harmonia axyridis is the source of this 1411-nucleotide messenger RNA. Its product is annotated as transmembrane protein 115. NCBI's taxonomy places the organism in Eukaryota, Metazoa, Arthropoda, Insecta, Coleoptera, Coccinellidae. Gene Ontology annotation, biological process: retrograde vesicle-mediated transport, Golgi to endoplasmic reticulum. The coding region runs from base 124 to 1257 and encodes 377 amino acids. The transcript has 3 exons. Gene Ontology annotation, cellular component: membrane; Golgi apparatus. The record is from RefSeq and is a predicted model, not a curated record.